Apis mellifera (honey bee) is the source of this 1477-nucleotide messenger RNA. RefSeq names its product protein app1-like. The coding region runs from base 36 to 1406 and encodes 456 amino acids. The transcript has 4 exons. NCBI's taxonomy places the organism in Eukaryota, Metazoa, Arthropoda, Insecta, Hymenoptera, Apidae. The record is from RefSeq and is a predicted model, not a curated record.
CUAUUUUCCUCCUUCAUUAAUUUACAAAGGACAAAAUGAGUCGACGUCCAGGUCUAACGAGAACUGAACAACUUCGUCAAGCCAAAACUGCCAGAGAGCUGCAAGAAAGAGCUGCAAGACUUCCACCACCAGAACCAUUAAAAGUACGCAAACGGCAUGUUAGGCCUGAACCAAAAAAAUUGGACUUCACUAGACCAGGAAUGACUAAAGCAAUGUUAGCUAGACUAAAACAAGCUGAAAAAUUUAAACAAGAAUAUGAACGUAAGCAAGAAGUUCAAUUACCUAGGAGAACACCUGCACCAAUAGGAGGUGAUCCCAGAUUUGGUAGGGAAAGAGUACCACCAAGACGUCCUCCACGCGCACCUCCGGCUGUAACUCCACGACCUCCGGCUGUAACUCCACGACCUCCAAGUCCAGUUGCUGGACCUAGUGUGCCACGUGUACCUUCUCCUCCCAGAAGACCUGUUACUCCAAAGAAACCUAUACCUAAAAAAACCACUGAUUUAGCUAAAAUGAUGAAUGCUGAUGUAAUUCAAGCUGAACCAGUUGGUGAUGGAGUAAUAAAUAAUAUUGUAAUACCUCCUGGAGCAGUAAGUGAAGAACGUACUACCAUUAUUAGUGUAGCACAACCACCUGUAGAAGAAACACAAAUAUCAGAAGCAGCUAGUCGUUCAAUUCAAGUGAUCAGUGAAACUCUUAAUGAGCAAGAUGCUGCAGAAUCUGCAGCAGUUCAAAGUAAAUUAGCAGAUUUGCAACAAGCUAGGAGAGAUUUUGUUAUUGCGGCUGCAAAUGUUGGUGCUAGUGCUUUCGCUCUUGAAGAUAUCACUCCUCCUGAAUUAUUUGAUGUCACUCCUCCUCCAUCUAUUGCUGCUCCUGAAAUUGUUGCUCCAAGACGAUAUGUUCGAGUUCCUGAAUUACAUGAAGAAUUUUUACAACCUGAAUAUGGUAUGGAUCAUCCAGAUAUUAUUGCCGCUCGUGAACAUAUGAGAAAAGUUAAAGCUGAGAUACAAGCAAGAGAAGCAGCUAAAAGAAUAGAAGAAGAAUUUGAAAGACUUGAAAGAUUACAAGCAGCUGCAGAACAACCAGAAGAAGUACCAAUAGAGGUACCUUUACCAGUACCUUUAGAAGAAGAUAUAGCUUGGGAAGAACGAGAAGGCAUAAGAAUAAAAGCUCAUAUUCCUCCACCUCCUAAAAUACCAGAAACUUAUCAAUAUGAACCCUUUGAUCCUGAACAAUUAGAAAGAUUUUUUGAUAUUGAAACUUAUCCACCUUGUGAACCAUGUGGACCACCACCAGGUAGAGAACAUUUACCUCCUGAUUUGUGGGAAUUAGAAGAUCCAUGGUAUAAACCACCUCCAGAAGAUGAACCAGAUUUAAUGGAAUUUUCAGAUUUAAUAAAAUUUUGAGUAAUCAAAAAUUCAUUACAUUUAGAAAUACAUUUCUAAAGUUUACUAUAUAUAUUUUUUUAUUUUAAUUU